AUGGCCUCCAAGGCUGUAGCGAAAGUCGCCGCAGGCGGUGCCAUGAAGCUUUCGUCAAAACAAACCCUCCAAUCCGCCGGCAUCUGGGAGCGCAUCCGCCGCUCGCUUGCAAUCGAUCCCGAGCGCUCCAAUGGUGUGCCCCUCAACCCACACUUCCGCUGGCCCACACCUGGUGGCCAAGACCCUCUGACCUACGACGACCCGGUCACCCGGCCCGCCGGCGACAUCGCCGACAACCCGUACUGGAAGCGCGACGUCCGCCGCAACUACCCCCGCCUGUCCGUCGUCAACCAGGCCGACACCGUCGCCCUGCUGACGGUCGGCAACGCCGCGAACCCCAAGGUCGAGCUGAUCGGCGAGGAGGGCAGCAAGGCGAUCGUGGCGGCCGAGGCCGAGGGCCAGGAGAAGGGCCUCGCCAAGGUCUUUGAGGAGAAGGGCGCCGAGGCGGCAAAGGACCUGCUCGUGGACGGCAUGCCCCCGCUGCUCAGCGGGCAGAGCUUAAAGAAGGGCUCCUGGGAUGUGCACCCGUGGGAAGUCACAGAGGAUCAGGCCUACCCUGCGAAAUACCCUUGCCGGACCUUCCACUAG
Messenger RNA from Diaporthe batatas, 588 nucleotides. RefSeq lists its product as uncharacterized. The transcript is spliced from 2 exons. Lineage: Eukaryota; Fungi; Ascomycota; Sordariomycetes; Diaporthales; Diaporthaceae. The record is from RefSeq and is a predicted model, not a curated record. The coding region runs from base 1 to 588 and encodes 195 amino acids.